AGGGUGUCUAAAGGAGUUCUGUUUCCUGUGUUUGAAUCCAUGGAGAUGCUUGACAUGAUGGAAGAGUUCAUCCUCCACGCUCAUGAGGUUUACCUCGGAGAUUACGCAGACCGAGUGGAGGCCUACUACCUUUACAAUCUGCAGGAAUUCAGCCCACCUACAAAGAGAUACGAUGUCAUCUGGCUGCAGUGGGUUGCCUGUCAUCUUACUGAUAAGGACCUGAUGGAGUUUUUAAUGCGUGCUAAGCAGAGCCUGAGGCCCAACGGUGUGAUCUUCAUUAAGGAUAACAUGGCGCGGCAGGGAUGCAAGCUGGACCCCAUUGACAGCAGCAUCAUUCGCCACCUGGACAUCAUGAAGAACAUCAUUCAGACAGCAGGCCUCACCAUACUGGACAUGGAAAAGCAGGAAGGCUUUCCUGAGGCUAUCGUGCCUGUAUGGAUGAUCGCCAUGCGCUGAAGGAAAUAAUUUUUUUAGAUGGUUAGGUUGUAAAUGCAUCUAAGUAUAGUA
Molecule: messenger RNA, 507 nt
Organism: Sinocyclocheilus grahami
Lineage: Eukaryota; Metazoa; Chordata; Actinopteri; Cypriniformes; Cyprinidae
Product: alpha N-terminal protein methyltransferase 1B-like
Exons: 2
Biological process (GO): N-terminal protein amino acid methylation
Cellular component (GO): cytoplasm
Molecular function (GO): N-terminal protein N-methyltransferase activity
Source: RefSeq, a predicted model, not a curated record